AUGCCUGCGGCGACCAGACCAGUCCUUCCACCUCUCCAGACUCCUAAGACGGCCUCCUUUCCCUCCGAAAUCAUCAACACUCCGGUCUCGUGCGUAUCGGCGGUGAUCAAGCAAGAAAGUCUAGGGACACCCAUCACGCCUCCAGUGGCCUACACCGAAUUCCUGAAGGCUCUGACUCCUGUCCUGGUUAGUCCUCCUGAGACGGGAGCCCUCCAGAGGACAAUGUCGGACGAAUCUACCGCUACAAGAGACUCCAUGACUUCAAACGCCUCUACAAGUUCGUCUUUCGAGUCCGCCACCAAGAGUGAGAACUAUAAAUCUCCAUCCAGCUCCAUUCCACCCACGCCCUACACACGCAAGAAUCCCAGCGCUCUGCGACGGCUUCGAAUUCCGCACUCACCCGCCUUUUCUCCCAGCACCUGUGGACCUUCGCCACGCACCGCCGUUAGCGGGAUGAGCACCGGCAGCAUGCUCUAUUCACCUUUCUCUCCAGCAGACUGGAACCUUGACAGUGCCACUCGGCGUUACUUUGAUGCACCGAGAAGCGCCUGUCCCAAGCCGGUGAGUGUACGAUCUGUGGUGACAAGAACGGUUACAUAUAAGAGAUCACCGCCUUUGGAUCCCGCGCCAAAAGGCAAGAAACGCAAAAUUGAAGACUCGGCAAUGCCUCCCCCUUCAACCACGAAAGACGCCGGUACCGUCUCGGUGACCAGCCUCCCCUCACAACUCAUCGAAACCUCCUCGACGGUCGCUAGUCCACCUCUGGAACUACCCGCCACCUCCUCGGCGGCCGUUGCUACUCCUCCAACAGCUGUUGUAUGA
This is a messenger RNA of Capronia coronata CBS 617.96, 822 nucleotides long. RefSeq lists its product as uncharacterized. The record is from RefSeq and is a predicted model, not a curated record. NCBI's taxonomy places the organism in Eukaryota, Fungi, Ascomycota, Eurotiomycetes, Chaetothyriales, Herpotrichiellaceae. Bases 1 to 822 code for a protein of 273 amino acids. The transcript has a single exon.